AUGUCCACACUUGAGGAUGAAGAUGUGUUGUUGGAGAUUAAGUUACACCUGCAAGGGAUUGGUAAAUAUGCCCAGGCACAGGAUAUUGUUGACUUCCUACAAAACCCAGAGGUCCAAGGCCAAUUGGACAUCAAGAAUAAAAUCAGCCUACGCAUAGCACAGAGAUGGUUGUCCCAAGCUGGUUUCCAGUGGAGGUCAGAACCAAAAGGUCAAUAUUUUGAUGGGCACAAACAGGAAGAUGUAGUUGCAUACCAACAGACAGUAUAUGUCCCCUUUCUGAAGGCACUUGAGUGUUGGCAAAUAAUCUACAAUCAACAUGCUGUCCCAGAUCCUACCCGCCCUCUACAAUUACAGCCUGGCAAGAAGCCUGUAAUUUUUUGGUUCCACAACAAGUCCAUUUUUUAUGCAAAUGAUUGUCAACUUGUCCAAUGGGUUUAUAUUGGCAAACACCCAACACCAUUCAAAAAAGGGGAAGGUUGCAGUAUCAUGAUAGCCAAUUUUGUGUGUCCAGAGUUUGGAUGGUUGCAUGGACAAAAUGGUGAAUCCACCAGGGUUAUCAUGUUUCCAGGAGGUGACAUGGAUGGGUGGUUUACAAAUGACUGGGUUAUUCUGCAGCUGCAAGAUGCAGUCAAGAUUGUCCAAGACACUUUCCUGCAGUUCAUGCAUGUGUUUGUUUACAACAAUGCACCCUCCCACACAAAACACUUGCCCUCAUCACUUACAGCUCAGGGAAUGCCCAAGGGGCCAGUGAUGGAUUGGCCUUACUACAAGAACAACAAUGGCAAGAGGACUUUUGUGUGGAUGGAGGAUGGCAGACUUCCCAAUGGGUCAGCACAGUUGCUCUAUGACCCAAAUGAGCCAACAGGUUGUUGCUUUAAGGGAAUGGCCUGGAUUCUUUGA
Molecule: messenger RNA, 900 nt
Organism: Rhizoctonia solani
Lineage: Eukaryota; Fungi; Basidiomycota; Agaricomycetes; Cantharellales; Ceratobasidiaceae
Exons: 2
Coding region: 1-900 (299 amino acids)
Source: RefSeq, a predicted model, not a curated record